Messenger RNA from Yarrowia lipolytica CLIB122, 2100 nucleotides. RefSeq lists its product as uncharacterized. The record is from RefSeq and is a predicted model, not a curated record. NCBI's taxonomy places the organism in Eukaryota, Fungi, Ascomycota, Dipodascomycetes, Dipodascales.
AUGACGCCGCGACCGCAUUUACAACAAGAGCACGAGUUUUACGUUUCUCCAGGAACCAAAAACCGCGAGGCGGUGAUCGCAGCUAUUCCCGGAGUCGAGGUGCUCGCCCCGUCUCGAGACACCAUCAACAUCUGUGCCAAGCGCGAGAUGGCCCAUCACAAGCAAAUGUACCCUACGUUGGAGUUUCAUGACCGCACCAUUCUCAAUAAGCUGCGAAGCACACCUUCGCUGGCGCGUGCUGCUAUUCUGGAGACUCCCUCUAAGUUCGCAUCGGCGAAGUAUCAGAGCAGUGCAUCACGGUUCAAGGCCAUGGUCAGACAACAGAGGAGAAGGAGUAAGGGAAUACGUGUUGAGACGGUGGACGAUACGUUAGCCGUUGAUAAGGAUGACGAGGAAGGUGGAGACGAUAACCCAUUCCAACCUGUGAACAAGGAAUCUAAGGUCACGGAGCCCGAGGACGAACAGAACGAUCAGAGUGACUCUGAGGAGUCAGAGGAAGAACAAGAGUCGGAACCCCAAGGUAAAACAGUGAACGUGAAAAAAGAGGUGACUGACGUCACAGCUUCCCAGAUUGAUGAGUCCGACAGCUCUGACAACUCGGGCUCGGACUCGGGAGAGGGAAAGGGAUCGGGCCAGGACUCGGACUCUGACGGUCCUGACGGUUCUGACAACUCCAACACCACAAACGAGUCGGAGGAAUCUGAACAGGAAGGACAGAGAGAAGAAGAAUCGAUUCCUGACUCAGUUUCGGAAUCGAUACUGCCUUCUCUCAAGAAGUCUCCUCGCAAGAGAGUGUCUAUUACUCAACCUUCAAUCCGAACCUAUCGCAACAAAAGGAUCCGAAAGGUCGAGGAGAUUUCAGACUCUGAUGAUGAUUUUGGAUCACACACUCAAGAAAGCCAGGAGUCUGUGAAACCAGAACCCAAGAGGCACGAGAAUGACAAGUUCUACGAAGCUGAGGAGCAGUUUGAAAAGGAUGAGGAACAGUUUGAGACCGCCCCAGAUCAUCUCGGCAAUAAAGGGGAAACAGAGGACGAACCUGUAGAUGGUUCCGAGUCAGAAUCCGACCGAGAAGCGACUCCUACAAAAACAAGAUCAAGCAGAUCUCUCUCCAAGACUCCAGCCGAGGCGCCCAAACUAUCAACGAGGGCCUCUCAGCCACCGAAGUCACCCACCAAACAACCCAGCGAAGCUCGUAGACGACGCCGAGUGUUGCUGGAUGAAGACGACGGAUUUGAUGACGGGUUCGAAACCGAGUUUUCCCGAGAGCGACAGGCAGAGUUCUUUGUCCAGAGCGACUCUGACCACUACAGUGAUGAUGAAUACGGGCAGGACAGAAAGGGGAAUGGACACCAAAAUGAACAUCAAAACAACAGCCGGGAUCAAGUCGCUGUCAAAGAAGAUGAAGGAGAAUACGCAUACGAUCAUGGAGACGACGAGGAGAACGAGCAUUCAACUCGUGGCGAGUUCGAUGACGAGUUUCUGCCGAUACAGCCGAGACGCCGCGGCAAGCAUUCUCUCCAGGGAGGGAAGAAGGGAAGACCACGGGACAAGUUCAACCCUUCCAAGGAUAGACUGCUCCUGGAAACUUCAGAAACAGCCAAGAAACUGGCUAUUCCUCGCAAGGAGCUCUUUGACCAGCUCACCGCGAUGAUUGGACACACAGAAUUCUCCCUGCAAACUCGUCUCUCGAAGCUGGAAGCCGACGAGAAUUUACGUGAUAUAGCCCUCAAUGCUCCUGUCAUUGAAGGCGCUUCUGUGAGUGAUGUCUUUGCCAAGAUCAUGCACAAGGCUCAACGAACGACGGGACCCAAGCCUCGGGUGCGAAUUCCGUACACAGAUCUGGACGACCUGGCGAUCAAGGCCUUUGUCUGUGACUUGGACCCCUCAAAACGUGGAUCUUAUAGCUCAUAUGAGCCGUUUGCAGAGAAGUACACUCAUCACGACUCCAGCAGUGUGAAGGGUCGAUGGACCAAGACACUGGGUCCUCGGACUAACGAGAUUGAACUGCUGGAGGCUAAGCAAAAGUACACUCCUCAGCUUGAGCAGCAGUAUCUCAACUGGUUACAUAAUACCUAUCCUGCCUUAUUCCAGGGAUAG